UUUACCCUGGGAGCAUACGAAGCACCAAUAUGCGUCCCGGUCUCCGGCGGUCGGAUGUUGAUGUGAGCCCCCCCAACGUCAGCACGGUGAUGUGCGACGCGAGUGAGCCUUUCUACUUUUUGGCGGAGACCCCUUUUCGCCAGCAAGUGUCUCGGUGUCUCCGUGAAGCAUCGAAGAGUAGCUACAGCCCUCUUCGGCGAGCUGAACGGGCUGCCGAGCUUUCGAAGGCCGAUCUCCCGCAGCGCUGGCACCCGGAGAACCGCGCCAUGGCGCUCGCUGGGGGGACGACAUCCUGUCCAGCACCAGCUUCACCAUCUGGGACCAAGUGCACGAGGGGGUCGCACUGCAAGCACAUGAAAGAAGGGCACUGCGACCUUGAGGUCAAGCUUGUACAUGUACCAUUACAGAGUCCUAAAUGGAUGCCAAUUGGUACUGGUGACCUUAUGAAGGUGAAACGUCCCUGGAUCUAAAGGGAAAAUCUGACUGAAGGCGAGCUGAAGUUGUUUCUGACUUUAUUCUCUUAUGACUGGAAAGUAAUCUGCCUACUUGAUGAGCUUUGAAGAUGCAAAAUUUGUUUCCGUAACUGUCCCACUUCAACGUAAUGUGCACAUUGAAACCUGUUCCUUUUCUUUUUCUGCUUUUUGGCGAGAAAAAAAAAAGCCAACGAAUCUCCCUCUUCCUUUUCGCAAUGGGAAGGUGUGGAAGACUGAUUGGAUCUUUUAUAUACGCAAUCAGUUUCAUAAGUGAAUGAAGAUAAAAGCAGAAUACAUGUUCACAGAUUAUUUGUGAAUUCUUAGACUUGGUGAAGGGAGUAGUUUAUGUUCGAGUCAUGUAAUUAUGAA
Molecule: messenger RNA, 842 nt
Organism: Ixodes scapularis (black-legged tick)
Lineage: Eukaryota; Metazoa; Arthropoda; Arachnida; Ixodida; Ixodidae
Exons: 2
Coding region: 30-470 (146 amino acids)
Source: RefSeq, a predicted model, not a curated record